CACACCGUCAGCGUCAUGUGCAUUGAGCCAUCUUUUGUUCUAGCUCGAUCGAUGUUCCCAGUCAUCCAUACCCGUCCAUCCGUCCAUCUGUCAAUUGCAUUAAAAGCAAAUAUCGCUCAUAAGAAAUGGGCUAUAAUAAAGUAUCGCCCGUCCAACAACAAAAGUGCGCACGAUAAAGUUAACCAGCAUAGUCCAGUAGCGAUGGCGAGUAUUUCUGUCUUAUCGUCUUUGGAAAUGCUUGACAAUAAAUUAGAUUUUGUGCAAAUUCUCUCGUCCGAUCGAUCCACUUAAUAGUGUCCGCCAUGAUAUUGCAAAUAAUUGAAUGAAAUACUGAAGAAAUAUACCUCGGGCAACUCGCAACUUUGUGUGAUUUAUAUCAUAACAAAAGCUGUUCGGGGAAGAAAGAAAGGCUAUCACGAACUUUGGAUGCUCUACAAGA
Messenger RNA from Drosophila bipectinata, 439 nucleotides. RefSeq lists its product as uncharacterized. The record is from RefSeq and is a predicted model, not a curated record. NCBI's taxonomy places the organism in Eukaryota, Metazoa, Arthropoda, Insecta, Diptera, Drosophilidae.